GACCAUGGAGCCGGUGUCGCUGCACAGCUUCGUUUGCACCCUGGACCUCGCCUCCCUCCCGCGUGUGCUGCGGGUCUGCUCGGGGGUGUACUUCCAGGGCUCCAUCUACGAGAUCUCUGGGAACGAGUGCUGCCUCUCCACGGGGGACCUGAUCAAGGUCACCCAGGUUCGCCUCCAGAAGGUGGUCUGCGAGAACCCAGGAACCGGCCAGACCAUGGAAAUCACCCCUGACUUCCACGGCUACUUCAGCCCCCUCACUGGCUGUCAGAGCUAUGGGACCCUGGAGGAGCUGCUCUCUGCUGCAACCCAGUGCUCCAAGACGCUGCCCAUUUGCUUCAUGUCGACCCACAGAAUCACCACAGAGGCCAGAGUGGUGCCUGAGGACCAGCCCCUUAAACUCGAGGCUGUGGAGACACACCAUGGGACCUAUUGUGCCCGCUGUGUACUAGACACUGAAACACAUCCGUUCAUUCUGCACCUGCCUCUGUCUCAGAAGGGGCCCUUCUGGGAGUGGAAGCCCGGUGCCCCUCGGCCCCUGCUCAAGGCCCUGCAGGACCCAGCACUGAGCAACCUCCUCUUCACCUGCCCAACCCUCCCCUGGCGUACCCUGAUCUUGAGGCCCCAGUAUGAGGUCCAAGCCAUCAUGCACAUGCGCAGGACCAUUGUCAAGAUCCCCUCCAGCCUGGAGGUCGACGUGGAAGAUGUCACUAGUUCCUCUCAACACAUUCAUUUCAUCCAACCACUGCUGCUGAGUGAGGCCCUGGCCCGGGGAGGCCCCUUUCCUCUGUGCAUGGAGAUCCUGGAAAUUCCGGAGGGGCCCUCCAUCUUCCUCAGCCCAUGGGCAGGCUCCUUGCAGAAAGGCCAGAAGCUCUGUAUCCAUGGCCUGGCCUCACCACCUUGGCGGGUCCUGGUUUCAACCAAGGGCCGGAAGAUACCCAGACACUUCAUGGUCUCUGGGGCUUAUCAGGGCAAGCUGCGGCGGCGACCCAGAGAGUUCCCCACAGCCUAUGAUCUCCUGGGUGCUCUCCAGCCAGGCCAGCCACUCCGGGUAGUGGCCACAAAGGACUGUGAGGGCGAAGGGGUGGAGAGCCCUGGGUUCACUUCCCUGGCUGUGGGCGACAGGCUGGAGGUGUUGAGAUCUGGCCAGGCCCACGGGGCUGAAGGCAGGGACAUAGAUGUCUUGGUGUGUCAGCGGCUGAGUGACAAGGCUGAAGAGGAGGAGGAGGAAGAGAAUGAAGAUGUAGAAGAAGAUGACCAGAUUCUGCUGCCCCUUUACUUCUCUGGUAGUUUUGUGGAAGAGAUGAGUGAUAGUCGGCGCUAUAGUCUGGAAGAUCUGACUGCCCAUUUUUCAUUGCCCUGUGAAGUCAAGGUGGUGGCCAAGGACAGCAGCCAUCCUGCUGACCCUCUGCCCUCCUUCCCAGGCCUGCGGCUGGAGGAGAAAAUCAUGGAACCUUUCUUGGUGGUCAGCCUCAAUUCCAACCCUGAGAUGUGCUUUGAGAUCCCUCCCCGGUGGCUGGACCUGACUGUCGUGGAGGCCGAGGGGCAGCCAGGCCAGCCGGCUGGGCCUCUCCCUGUAGCCACGGUGGAGGAGCUGACAGAUGCCUUCUACUACAGCCUUCGGAGGUUACCGGCUUUCAAGAACCAACCCCCCCCACCCAGGCCCCCCAAAAGUCAGGGUCUCAGUGGGCAGAAGAAACAAAGCAACAAGGAGAAAAGCGGCCAGUCUUCUGAACUCUUAGAACUGCAGCAAGCCCCUCUACUCAAGCACAAGAUGCAGACGCUGCCACGGAAUGCCAAGGACAGCUCAAAUACAUACAGCAAGGUCUCAGGCCACAGGAAGGACCGCAGGCACACUAAGUCCAUCACAGAAGAUGGAGAUAAUGAUGACCAUGAUUAUGAAGAAAUACUUGAGCAAUUUCGGAACACCCUUUAAAUGCUGGAGGAACCGUGCUUCUUACCUGCUGUUUCUCAGAGAAUCUGAGAUACCAGCCAACGUUACAAAGCCUUUACAAGACCUUUGGACAUGAUCUCACUGAAAUCAGACUGUGGACAGGAAAUGGCUUCGUGCGGACCAAUCUGAAAAGGGAUGGACACACCAGCUCUCCUGAGGUUCUAGGUUCCUGCCACGGAACUAGCACGGGCUAGCUUGUUUGGGGCCAGCACCUUGUGCUUGACUCCUCAGCCUCAGAGCUCUGGUAUCCAAAGGAGCCAAGGAGAUUCUACUCAAUCCUGAGUCCCCAACACCAGCUGUCUCACUGGUUGGUGCAGAAAGGAAUCAGAGACCACCAACCUUGAUGGUGGCGGCACAGUGUUGCUUGACUCUCAGUAAAAAGGGCUCAAUGCUAAACAUAACGCACUGAGAGCCUUUUCUUAUGUUUGCCACUCCCUCGCCACCCCCCCCGCCCCAAACUCUAACCCCUGAGAGAACAGGGGCUGUGUUAUCUGUGCAGAAUGCAGCACAUAAUAGUUGCAUGUGACUAUCCAAGAAUUUUUUCACUCUAAAACCAUAGAAUAAAAAUGAUAUCUAGAAAAAUAGGAACAGAAACCAUUUAGUAAGGUCUGUGUGCUAGACCCUUUAUAAGCAUUAUCUAAAUCCUCGACUCUCUAGAUAGACAAUGGCCUGAUUUUAAAGAUCAGAAAACAAGCUUAAGUGGUCAGGUGUUUCAGGAGGCAGACUAGUCAUGAGCCUGGGUUAGCAUCCCUGCACCACCUCUCAGCUAGGACUAUGAACAAGUUAUUUUAACCUAAGCUUCAGUUCCUUCACAUGUAAAAUGAAAUAGUUAUCUACCUCACAAAAUUGUUUUGAAGAUCAAAUGAGAUAACCCUGGUAUUUAGUGCAGUGCCUGGAACGAAUAAACAAUAAGAAUCUUAGUAUCAUUACUGUUGACCUAGAUCACGUAGGUAUACCUGUGUAUGGACUGGUUGGAAAGCCUCAUCACCUCACAUAACAGAGAUAAAUCUGUGUCUAUGCAGAGACUAGCUCAGCUUCUAAGGUCAGUCCAGGCCUGUUCCGUGAGGUAAGACCACAGGAAUCACCCCCUGGAAGUGGUAGGGUUUUGGUUCCUAGAUUGAGGCAGUCACAGAACUAAGCACUGUGGUCAGUAGAGGUCAGAUGAACAAAAAUGUGCCUAGAGUCUCCAGCUGUGGUGGGAGCGGAGUGUCCAUCUGCAGCUCCCAGAUUCUGGGGAGCACACCUGAGCCUCUCCUUCCUCUGUUUGCUAAUACGCCUCUGGGCUGUCCAGACCCAUGGCACUUCUAGGCCUCCUGGCUUUCAGAACUGUGCAUGGAUUUCUCCAGGUGACUACCAAGCAGCUAAUCCAAACUGCUGGGUCAGUUCCCAUGCCUUCCUCCAGGGAGACAGUCUAAACUGAAUGGAAGGACUGAGGAAAAGUGUAUUUUGGGACAAACAAUAAACAAGGAAAGUAUGGAAAAAAGUUCCUCCUUGGCAUGGGAUCCCUAGGGCCAAGACAAUAUGCAAAAUGCCAAUAAUUUUCACUUUCAGUCUGCAUUUAAUUGUGGCAUCAAACUGAGCAAGCUCACAAAAGGGGGACAGAGAGGGCUACCAGCUACUACAGAAGGGGAUUUCUAGUGGCCAAAUGCUGCAAGAAGAAAGCAAGCCAAUUUCAUAGCUAGGACAACUAGGCUUAAAAGGAAAACAUGUCGGCAGCCCAGGUGGCUCAGCGGUUUGACGCCUGCCUUCAGCCCGGGGUGUGAUCCCUGAGACCUGGGAUCGAGUCCCAUGUCGGGCUCCCUGCAUGGAGCCUGUUUCUUCCUUUGCCUGUGUCUCUGCCUCUCUCUCUCUCUCUCUUUCAUGAAUAGACAAAUAAAAUCUUAAAAAAAUAAAAGGAAAACAUGUUUGAAAACCACAACUGUAAAUGUUU
Nyctereutes procyonoides (raccoon dog) is the source of this 3881-nucleotide messenger RNA. RefSeq names its product thymocyte selection associated family member 2 (gene THEMIS2). The record is from RefSeq and is a predicted model, not a curated record. The transcript is spliced from 6 exons. The coding region runs from base 5 to 1933 and encodes 642 amino acids. Lineage: Eukaryota; Metazoa; Chordata; Mammalia; Carnivora; Canidae. Gene Ontology annotation, biological process: T cell receptor signaling pathway.